GUGCGGUAUUAAGGGCAUAACUUGUUCUGCUUUCCCUCAUUGCUCUCCGUCCUUCAUUACUCUCUCUUCACUGACAUCAGAUCAGCCUUGACAUCUUUCACUGUCAUCAUGUCUACACUUAAGGAAGCCAUGGCCACACUCAUUGAGGUCUUCCACAAAUAUGCUGGUGGCGACGAGCUCCUCAACAAGGCUGAGCUGAAGGUCCUGUUGGAGCGGGAGUUUGGUGACAUGCUGGUAUUGGUGGGGAAUCUAAAAGACCCAAGAGUGGCAGAUGGGAUCUUCAGACGCAUGGACCUGGAUGGCAGUGGAAGCGUUGACUUCGCAGAGUUUGUGACAAUGGUGGCUGAGUUCACUGCUGCAAUCAAUAACAUGCAUUGCAGAUGAGGACAUUGGAAACACCUUUUCAGAAGAAUAAAGCUUUUCAUUCUGUAUGUGGUCUGUGUGCUGAAACUUGACUGCAGUGAA
This is a messenger RNA of Engraulis encrasicolus (European anchovy), 465 nucleotides long. RefSeq names its product ictacalcin-like. The record is from RefSeq and is a predicted model, not a curated record. Gene Ontology annotation, molecular function: calcium-dependent protein binding; transition metal ion binding; calcium ion binding. The transcript is spliced from 3 exons. Bases 109 to 384 code for a protein of 91 amino acids. NCBI's taxonomy places the organism in Eukaryota, Metazoa, Chordata, Actinopteri, Clupeiformes, Engraulidae.